AUGGCUUUGUCAGAACUUGUUAAGCGUGAGCAUAUCGGUCCCAUUGUUAGCGUGGCGGCUGCAGCGGCUGUCGCUGCUUAUGCUACUUUCCGUCGUCGUUCCGAUUCACCGUACAAGAAAAUCCCUGUUGCCGAAGGAGGUUGGCCCUAUUUCGGUCACUUGUUGUCUCUUGGCCCUAUGCCCACUCGGCUGAUGGCAAAGUGGCAUGAAGAACUAGGACCCAUUAUUCAAGUCAACAUGGGUGUGUUACCUUAUGUUAUGAUCAGCGACGCCGAAAUCGCCCAUGAAAUUUUCGUCACCAAAGGCAGUGUCACCUCAUCCCGAACGUUUCACACAUUUACUACCAAUUAUUACAGUCUUAAGGGAAGGGGCAUUGUGUUUGCUUCGUCCGACACCAACUGGAAACGAACGAGAACAGCAGCUCUCUCGAUUUUGGCUCCAAAAAGAGUCGGUGAAUUUGACGACCUGAUCCAGAACGAGGCCGACGUGCUUUUGGAAAGUUUGAUGAAAGCUACCGAGAGAGAAGGCGGAAUCAACCCCGUGAAAUCGUUGCAAGCAUUUUCGUUGAACGUGAUACUAACCACGACUUUGGCGAAGAGAGUGACAUCUGUCGAUGACCCGUUAUUCAAAGAAAUUAUUCAUGUCGUUGAUGAAGGAAUGAAGCGCGCGGCCGUCGACAACGAUAUCAGCACUUUCCUACCGCUGUUAAGUUUCAUGAACUUGUUUUCCAAUAAGAUCAAAAACAUGGAGGACUUUAUCAAGAACAAACGUGAUCCUACCUUUAAACGCCUGAUUGCCGAAGCUCUUCAAGGGGAACAGGAUUGUUUCGUCAAAUCGUUUUAUGAUUCACAGUAUGCUUUGACCGAAGACGAUAUUCUGGUAACUAUAAAUGACCUCCUCAGUGCCGGUUCAGAUACCGUUUCGGUGACAUUAUCAUGGGCGUUCCUCAUCCUGUCACAGCACCCUGAGGUUCAAAAAAAGAUUCGCGAUGAAGUCGAUGCUUUCAUUAAGGAGCACCAUCGAUUCCCUAAUUUUACUGAACGAGACGCGUUCCCUUAUCUGCUAUCCGUCCAGAAAGAGUGUUUCCGUUAUCGCCCUAUCAGCCUUUUCGGUAUCCCCCAUCUAACGACAGAAGACGUUGAGUGUCGCGGCUACCUUAUUCCGAAAAACACGGCCAUCACAGUCAACUUCAAUGCCGUUCAUUUAGACGCGAAACGGUUCCCGAACCCAACGGAGUUCAUCCCCGAACGGUAUAUCGAUAAUACACAAACCAUGAUGGCUGCCGCUAAUGGAAAAAUUGAGAAACGGGAUCACUUCAACUUUGGCUGGGGCAGACGUCUUUGUCCGGGAAUUCAUCUGGCUGAAACCGAGCUUUUUUACACAUGGACUCGCAUUUUCGCUAAAUGUGUCAUUGAGCCCGAAUUGGAUAACAACGGUAACCCCAUUCACGUCAGUUUGGAUGAUGCCACGGAUGCUGGAUUGGUCAUCUUACCCACGCCUUAUAAGGUGAGGUUUACUCCUCGUACCGACGCUCUAUUGUAA
Messenger RNA from Radiomyces spectabilis, 1542 nucleotides. Its product is annotated as cytochrome P450. Bases 1 to 1542 code for a protein of 513 amino acids. The record is from RefSeq and is a predicted model, not a curated record. NCBI's taxonomy places the organism in Eukaryota, Fungi, Mucoromycota, Mucoromycetes, Mucorales, Radiomycetaceae. Gene Ontology annotation, molecular function: monooxygenase activity; iron ion binding; heme binding. The transcript is spliced from 8 exons.